Molecule: messenger RNA, 2094 nt
Organism: Bombus impatiens (common eastern bumble bee)
Lineage: Eukaryota; Metazoa; Arthropoda; Insecta; Hymenoptera; Apidae
Product: nuclear RNA export factor 2-like
Exons: 1
Coding region: 430-2043 (537 amino acids)
Biological process (GO): poly(A)+ mRNA export from nucleus
Cellular component (GO): nucleus
Molecular function (GO): RNA binding; protein binding
Source: RefSeq, a predicted model, not a curated record
CAAAUCUUAAUAAAUCGUUUCGUACAAGAAAAAUAUUAUGUAAGUACAAAAAAAUUUGUUUUAUAUAAUAUUCGUAAUUUAAAUAAAAAUGUAAUGCGAGCAUUAGUAAGUACAUGUCACUCAAUACUUAAUAUAAAUCGUUGAAUUAGUGAUAUUCUUCCAGAAAGUAAUAUUUUUUGUAUAGGGAAAUUUAUCUAAACAGUAUAUUGUAUGUCUAAACAAUUGUAUACAGAAAUCUUUUAUAUAUUUACUAAAUAUUGUUUGAUUAAAAUUAAUUUCUAAUGUCUUCUAACUAUUUGUGAAUAAAUCUUAUAAAUUUAAGCGAUUGUAUUGUGAAUUAAUUUCAUAUUUUAUUACUUUUAAUUUUAUUGUUGCUUUUUGUGAAAACAUAAACUUUAUAAAUCAACAUUAUAUACAUUAUCAAGAACAAUGACAAAUGCAGAAGUUGUUAAAAAUAUGUCAGACUGGGAACCAUUGCGACUGACAUAUAUUAAACCAUCAUUUAAUACUCAAGAAUCAACUUUGGCAGCACGACGAGAUUUAUGGCACAAAUUCAUUUUAUUUGGCAUAGGACAAUAUAAAGCAACAGAAGUAUUGAGAACAGUUAUUGUUGCUUGUGAACCUGAAAUUAUAUUACCCAUUAUGUAUAAAGAAGAAAGUCCCAACAAAAGUACAUUCCUGACAAAAUGUAGCUGCGGCGCUAUUGAAAAUCUUGUAAAGCAAGGUUUAUGCAUAACAUUGUCAAAUGGGCAAGAAUUACGCAUUGAUAUUAUAUUGGGAUAUACAGAUUCUCAAAGUUUACAAUUGAAUCCUAAUAGAGUUAUAGCACAGGCACUUUAUUAUAGGUAUGAACCUACAAAAAAGGUAUUGAACCUUGAUGAUUUUGAAAAUGAAAAGUCAUUAAACUCUAUAUAUUGUCCCAUAUCUUUACCUAAAAUAUUACACUUUGUUUUAAGAUGUACUAAAAUGGGUAUUUUGAGCAAUAAUCGUGAUUCACGGUUACCUGUUAGAGAACUGACUUUAAGAUAUAAUCAAAUUACAGGCAUUGUCUUCUUUGAAAAAUUUUUUAAUUAUCAUUUAACCAAAUUAGACUUACGUCAUAAUCAAAUCACAGAUGUGGAAUACUUACGCUAUUUUAGUGAGUUUAAAAUAAGUGAACUUUGGUUGGAUGGGAAUCCACUAUGUGCAAAAUACAGCAAGUGUCAAGAUUAUGUGCAAGCAGUAAAAAAUGUUUUUCCUCAUUUGCAAAAAUUGGAUGGAAUUGUAAUAGGUAUGGAACAAAAGUUUGUUCCUAAUAUUCAAAGUAACUUUCUAAGAGAUGGUACAAAUACUUGUUUGAUCAAACAAUUUGUGAAGCAUUUUUUCACGUUAUAUGAUCAAGAUGAUAGACAAGUGAUGAAUGGUUUAUAUGACAGAGAUGCACUUUAUUCUAUGACUCUGGGACCUGUUUCAAAUUACAUUCAUAAACAGCUAACUAAGACGUUUGUUACAAACAGAAAUUUGCUAAAAUUUGUUGAUUAUGCAAAGUGCCAAGAAUUUUUAUUACGUGGACCAGAAAAAAUCAUUUCUGCGCUCAGAAAUCAACCGCCUACGAUACAUCACUUUAAAACAUUUUAUAUAGAUUUAUUGUAUGAAGGAGAGAUUCACAUUGCAAUUUCUGUGCAAGGAAUGUUCUCAUUUCGAGACAUUCAUCAAUGUCCUCCAAUGUUUUUCAAUAGAACUUUUAUGAUUAUGAAAAAAGAAGAUAAUGAAUAUUGCAUUACUAAUGAUCAGUGUUAUCUUGACGGAACACCUGCUAAUGGCACUUUGUCAGGAAACAGUGAAAUAAGGUUUGAAUCAAAAGGUGCUCCAAAAUUUAUUCCAACAGUGUUUAGUGUUUCUGAAAAAGAACAAUUACUUACAUUUUUACAUGAAUUGACUACAAUGAAUAUGAAAUUUUGUCAUCAAUAUCUUGAAGAUGCCAACUGGGAUAUUAGAACUGCUAUUGUGACAUUUAUGAAUAUGUAUACAGUCAACAAUGUGCCACCUGAAGCUUUUCUAUAAUAUGUAUUUUACUGUAUAAUAUUUAUAUAAUAUAGAUAUCAUUAUCUGUUA